CAACUUUUUAGGCUUCUGAAAUUCUACUUAGCCCUUUAAUUUUGCAGCUUUUGCCUUAUCCGAAACUACAUAUAAGAAUAGAGAGAUGGCAAACGAGCAAACAAUGAAGCCGCUAGCCACGCUGCUUUUGGGGCUGAACUUCUGCAUGUACGUCAUAGUUUUGGGCAUUGGUGGAUGGGCCAUGAACAGAGCUAUAGAUCAUGGUUUUGUCAUAGGUGCAGGACUUGAACUACCAGCACAUUUUUCACCAAUACAAUUCCCAAUGGGAAAUGCAGCCACUGGGUUCUUUGUGACAUUUGCUUUGAUAGCUGCAGUUGUUGGCGUUGGAUCAGUCAUCUCAGGAAUCAAUCACAUCCGAUCAUGGACUUCAGAGAGCUUGCCAUCUGCGGCUUCCGUUGCCACCAUUGCAUGGACCCUCACACUUCUUGCCAUGGGCUUUGCUUGCAAAGAGAUUGAGCUAAACAUCAGAAAUGCCCGCUUGAAAACAAUGGAGGCUUUUCUAAUUAUCCUUUCAGCUACACAGCUUUUCUACAUUGUUGCUAUUCAUGGUGCUGCUUCAUUGAGGAGAUAAACUUGAUAGCUUAUUGUGUGUUGGUUGGCGUGCUUUUCCCUUAUUUUUUUCCAUCAAUUUUCUUUUUUGUUUGUCUAACUAUGUCUUCCUAUUUAAUUUGUGAUGUAAUUUACAUGAUUGGAUUUGGAUUUGGAUUUGUGUACAUUGAGAAUAAGUUGUGUACAAAGACUAAGAAUAAAAUUAUUUGAACCAUUUUUCGUUUGUUGCAAA
Arachis stenosperma is the source of this 781-nucleotide messenger RNA. RefSeq names its product membrane protein PM19L-like. The transcript is spliced from 4 exons. NCBI's taxonomy places the organism in Eukaryota, Viridiplantae, Streptophyta, Magnoliopsida, Fabales, Fabaceae. Bases 86 to 571 code for a protein of 161 amino acids. The record is from RefSeq and is a predicted model, not a curated record.